CAGCAUGAAACAGUGUCUCCAGCAGCAGUUCUGACUGGGGAAGAAGUUGUAUGUUUGUUGCUCGUUUCAUUUGCAGGCUAGUCCUCAAGUAGAGUCACUCCUCAGCGAUUCUUUCAAAUUCACACUUGAAAUUGUUCUACUCCUGCUGUCGUGAGAAUUAUGGCAUUAACAAACGAAAAAUAUUUUUCGAAAGCAUUUCACAUCCGUUGACACCUACAUACAACUUCAACAAGCCCAUGACUCAAAAAGGAGCAUCUGAGGGCCAAAAUUAUCAAGCUCUCUCAUGGAGAUGAAGGCACAUUACGAUUCUCUUCUGGAUCGAAGCAAACGCAUUGUGUGGCAGGACGACUGCUACGUGGAUCUCCAGUCUACGUCCUGCUCCAACUCUUCACAAGCAGAAACAGAGGAUCUUGGCUGGAUCCAAAAGCAUCGAGACCAGCUGAAACGCUUCAGUACGAGCUCCUUCCUGGAGGGGAUGUUCACCCACCUGAGAAAGGUGGAAGUGCUGACUUCAGCUGAGGAGACCAAGAUCAAGGAAGCAGGCCAGCUGCAAGACCAAGUUAACAUGCUCACAACCUUUGUCUCUGGCAAGGAUACUCAAGGCUCUGAUGCCCUCCGGGGCUUCAUAGAGAGCUCAGAUUCUCAUGUGGCCCAGCUCAUCAUAAACUACGAUUCCAUGGUGAAGGAGCACAAAGAGGUGCUGUUACAGCGAUAUGAGCAGUACAGAGACAGAGAUUCAGUCAGCUGCCCCAAGCUGAACAUCUCCUCAAGAACCUUACUUCUGGUCGAUGGACUUUCCGACCUCCAGCAAAAAGAACACGACUUAAUGCAGGUGGGGGUGACUCGAGGAAGGAAAAGAAAUCAUCUCAGACAGCUGGGGCUGGCCAAACUCUGGGAGCCCCUGACCCGGGUCAGUUUGCCUCCCAGGGUCUCACUCACGGUCGGGGUGGCUGGUAUCGGCAAGACAACCUGGGUCCGACACUUCAUCAGACAGUGGAGCCAGGGGGCCAUCUGCACAGAUGUGAGCUUCGUCUUGCCUUUCACUUUUUGCGAGCUAAACUCAUUGGAGAAGCUUUCUGCGGAGAGGCUGGUGAAAAUUGCUUUUCCUCAUUUAACGGAUCCCAGUCUGGUCCUCAGCAGCUCCUGCCGCACACUGCUCAUACUUGAUGGUUUGGAUGAAUUCCGCUGCUCUUUAAAUUUCUCUGAUGCAGCUCCUUGCAGCGACCCAAAGAAAGAAGUGCCCAUUGAUGACCUUGUUACUAACAUCAUUCGGGGGAAUCUGCUCCCUGACAUAGCAGUGUGGCUGACGUCCAGGCCAGGAGUGGCCUCACUCAUCCCUGGAGGAUUGGUUGACAGGGUGACUGAGAUCCCAGGAUUCAGCCCGAAGGACAUCCAGCUCUUCCUAAGCCAUCAUUUCUCUGAGAGGGAUUUUGCCAGUAAAAUAUGGGCACACUUGGAAUCCAAUAAGAUCUUUAUGGUGAUGUGCUACAUACCAUGCAUUUGCUGGAUAGUAGCUGAUACUCUGAUGUACAUAAUGCAGAGUGGUACACAAGAGAGCCUUCCAAGGACUUGUACUGAGCUGUAUGCUCACUUUUGUUCCAUGAAGGCAGAAGUAGGUGAACCAAGAGGCAGGGAGCCUGUAAAAAUGGAGCAGCUCCAUGGGAGCAAUCGUAAACUGCUGGGAAAUCUUGGACGACUGGCAUUUUAUGGGCUCCUCAAACACAAGUACACCUUCAGUGAGCAGGACCUCAGGGCCUAUGGGAUAGAUCUACUGUUAACUCAGUGCAGUCUUGGUGCUGGAGUUCUUGUUCGGGAGGAGUCGCCCAUAUACACAACAUACCGGUUCACUCAUUUGACUCUGCAGGAGUUUAUUGCAGCUAUUUACUACCAUGUCUCCUCUAAGCGGGCCAUCUUUGACUUAUUCUCAGAAAGCACAAUGUCUUGGCCCAAGAUCGGUUUCCAGAACCACUUUAGAAGUGCCUUUCAGCAUUCACAACAGGCUGAAGAUGGUCACUUGGAUGUGUUUGUGCGCUUCCUGACAGGCCUGCUGUCCUCAGUGGCACUGAAACCUCUCGCUGGGCUUCUAGCCCUCGGUAAAGAAGAUGGCAACCAGAAGGCAUGGGCAGCAGGGUUUUUACAAGGCCUCUUGGUCAGCGGGGGAGCUGUUGUGUCCCUACGUGCAGUCAACCUGGCUUAUUGUUUACAGGAGCUGCAACACACAGAGCUGUUGCGGAGUGUAGAGGAAGAUUUACAGCUUGGUAGCCUGGCAGGGAAGUUAACACGGGCUCACUGUGUUGUGCUGGGCUACCUGCUGCAUG
Messenger RNA from Micropterus salmoides (largemouth bass), 2318 nucleotides. Its product is annotated as NLR family CARD domain-containing protein 3-like. Gene Ontology annotation, biological process: regulation of apoptotic process; negative regulation of canonical NF-kappaB signal transduction. The record is from RefSeq and is a predicted model, not a curated record. Lineage: Eukaryota; Metazoa; Chordata; Actinopteri; Centrarchiformes; Centrarchidae. Gene Ontology annotation, cellular component: cytosol. The annotation marks the transcript as partial. The transcript has 4 exons.